Molecule: messenger RNA, 10063 nt
Organism: Ictalurus punctatus (channel catfish)
Lineage: Eukaryota; Metazoa; Chordata; Actinopteri; Siluriformes; Ictaluridae
Product: NACHT, LRR and PYD domains-containing protein 12
Exons: 13
Coding region: 226-3489 (1087 amino acids)
Molecular function (GO): protein binding
Source: RefSeq, a predicted model, not a curated record
AUUAAAACAACAAGAAGAAGCAGAAGAGUUUCACUUUCAGUAUCCAGUCCAUUGGAAAGGCAAACAAACAAACAAACUCAGCACCAGGCAGAAACGGUGACGUUAAUGUCACACAACAUGGACUGUUCACUAAACGAGUGUAAGUAAUUCCAGCAGAAGUGAUCAGCAUCUUCAGGACUCAGCUGUGUGUCCAUGAGCUGUCUGUGUAUACACUGAUAUUCAAACAUGGAGACCCCUGACCUGGACACAGAUAAUGUGAUUCCACCCUCAAAAAACCAUAAACUCCAGAGAAAGAGAUCAGACUCACCGGAACCCAGCUGUGUCUCCAUGAAGAGUGAUGCGUCUAUGCAUUCUCCUCUGUACUUUAAAAAUGGAAACCCCUCGUCUGGACACAGUAAACUACAGAGAAAGAGAUCAGACUCACCAGAACCCAGCUGUGUCUCCAUGAAGAGUGAUGUGUCUAUGGAUUCUCCUAAGAACUUUAGAGAUAGAGACUCCUCUUCUGUACACAGUGUUCUACAGAAGUCAGGAGACAGAAGAGAAAAGAACAUCACAGCUACAGCACACGACCCAGAACCUGCUGCUGUAAAUGAAUUCCAGAAAAUGUUCAAAUUAAAUCUGAUGAAGAAAUUUCAGUGUUUAAACGGAGUGAUGAUAAACCCGGAAAACCGAACACUCCUGAAUGAGUUCUACACAGAGCUGUACAUCACAGAGGGAGACAGUGGAGACGUCAAUAAAGAACAUGAGGUGAGACAGAUCAAGGCAGCAUCCAGGAGAACAAAAACAGAGGAAACACCAAUCAAAUGCAAUGACAUCUUUAAGCCAUUAUCUAAUCAAGACAAACCCAUCAAAACUGUGCAGACAAAGCCCUUAUCUAAAAAAGACAAACCCAUCAGAACUGUGCUGACAAAGGGAGUCUCUGGCAUUGGAAAAACAGUCUCUGUACAGAAGUUCAUUCUGGACUGGGCUGAAGGGAAAGCAAAUCAGGAUGUCCACCUCAUUUUUCCACUUCCUUUCAGAGAGCUGAAUUUGAUGAAGGACCAGAAACUGAGUCUGAUGGAUCUCCUUCAUGUCUGUUUUAAGGAGACAAAAGAAACAGAAAUGUCCAGUUUGGAAAAGGUUCUGUUCAUUUUUGAUGGAUUGGAUGAGUAUCGUUUUCCUCUGGAUUUCCAGAACACAGAGAGAGUGUGUGACGUAACUGAAUCAGCAUCAGUGCUUGUGCUGCUGAUAAACCUGAUCAAAGGGAAUCUGCUUCCCUCUGCUCUCAUCUGGAUCACCUCCCGACCCGCAGCAGCUGAUCAAAUCCCCUCUGAGUGUGUCCAUCGAGUCACAGAGGUACGAGGGUUCAGUGACCUACAAAAGGAAGAUUACUUCAGGAAGAGGAUCAGUGAUCAGAGCCUGGCCAAUAACAUCAUCACACACCUGAAGUCAUUAAGAAGCCUCUACAUCAUGUGCCACAUCCCAGUCUUCUGCUGGAUUUCAGCCACUGUUCUAGAGAGAAUGUUGGAUGAAGCAGAGAGUGGAGAGGUCCCCAAGACUCUGACUCAAAUGUACACACAUUUCCUCAUCAUUCAGACAAACAUCAUAAGAGAAAAGUACUCAAAGAAGCAGGAGAGUGGUGAAGAAAUGCUUCUCAAUCUGGGACAACUGGCUUUUGAGGAGCUGAAGAAAGGCAACCUGAUCUUCUAUGAGGAAGACCUGAGAGGGUGUGGCAUUGAUGUGAGAGAAGCAGCAGUGUACUCAGGUGUGUGUACUCAGAUCUUCAGAGAAGAGUUUGGACUUCACCAGAGUAAAGUGUACUGCUUUGUUCAUCUGAGCAUUCAGGAGCAUCUCGCAGCUCUCUAUGUGCACCUGACAUUCAUGAUGGAAAAGAAAAAUGUUCUUAAUCAGUUCUCUGACCAGUUGACUGAAGAAAUUACAAUCUCAGCUGUCCACAAGAGUGCUGUAAAUCAGGCCUUAAAGAAUGAGACUGGACAUCUGGAUCUUUUCCUCCGCUUUCUUCUGGGUCUCUCACUGGAGUCCAAUCAGAACCUCUUACAUACCUUAGUAACACAUACAGGAAGUAGCUCCCAGACAGGACAGAGCAACACAGUACAGUACAUUAAGAUGAAGAUUAAUGAAGAUCUUCCUACAGAGAAAUCCAUCAAUCUGUUCCACUGUCUGAAUGAACUGGGGGACAAUUCUCUAGUGGAGGAAAUCCAACUCUACCUGAAAUCUGGAAAACAAAGUGAACUCUCUUCUUCACAGUGGUCUGCUCUGGUGUUUGUCUUAUUGACAUCAGCAGAGGAACUGGAGGAAUUUGACCUGAAUAAAUAUAUCUCUACAGAUAAAAUAAGAGAUGAGAUUCUUGUGAAGGUGAUGCCUGUGAUUGCAGCAUCCAGAAAAGCAAUUAUCAGGUGUGAUACAAUUCAAGAACGUGGUUGGUCUGCUCUGGCCUCAGUGCUCAGCUCAGAAAUCUCCAAUCUGAGAGAACUGCAUCUGACUGUGGAUACACUGGAUCUGACUGGGAAUACACUGGAUCUGACUGAGAGUAAUCUAGGAGACUCAGGAGUGAAGUGUCUUUCUGCUCUACUGGAGAAUCCUCAUUGUAAAGUAAAAAAUCUGAGGUUGUAUGAUUGUGAUAUUUCAGAUGAAGGCUGUGCUGCUCUGGCUUCAGCUCUGAGAUCAAAACCCUCACACCUGAGAGAACUGGAGCUGUUUAUGAAUAAACUCGGAGACUCAGGAGUGAAGUGUCUCUCUGCUGGACUGGAGAAUCCUCACUGUAAACUGGAGAUACUGAAGUUGUGUGAUUGUGAUAUCUCAGAUGAAGGCUGUACUGCUCUGGCUUCAGCGCUGAGAUCAAACCCCUCACACCUGAGAGAACUGCAGCUGUCCCUGAAUAGACUAGGAGACUCAGGAGUGAAGUGUCUCUCUGCUGGACUGGAGAAUCCUCACUGUAAACUGGAGAUACUGAAGUUGGAGGAGUGUGAUAUCUCAGAUGAAGGCUGUGCUGCUCUGACUUCAGCUCUGAGAUCAAACCCCUCACACCUGAGAGAACUGGAUCUGUCUAUGAAUAAUCUAGGAGACUCAGGAGUGAAGUGUCUCUCUGCUGUACUGGAGAAUCCUCACUGUAAACUGGAGAUACUGAGCUUGCGGUAUUGUGGUGUCUCAGAUGAAGGAUGUACUGCUCUGGCUUCAGCUCUGAGAUCAAACCCCUCACACCUGAGAGAACUGCAUCUGUCUUCGAAUAGACUAGGAGACUCAGGAGUGAAGUGUCUCUCUGCUGGACUGGAGAAUCCUCACUGUAAACUGGAUAUACUGGGGUUGAGUUAUUGUGGUGUCUCGGAUGAAGGCUGUACUGCUCUGGCUUCAGCUCUGAGAUCAAACCCCUCACACCUGAGAGAUCUGAAUCUGUCUGGGAAUAAAUUAGGAGACUCAGGAGUGAAGUGUCUCUCUGCUCUGAAGAAUGAUGAACAUUACAAACUACAGUCACUGAUAUUUGAAUAUUAGACGACACACAUCUGAUCACUGAGUAAAACGACCUGUGAUCCCUGGACAAAAUUUCCUCAAUCCCAAUGAAAACCUGAGGGAUUAUUUGGAACAGCAGGUGAAAAACCACACGAACUCCAGCUGGACCCAAUCAGUGGAAGACGUAGCUGAAAUGGACAGGAACAGUUUCAUGGCAUUGGUGGGAUUCUCACCUGACAGGAUUAGCAUCUGAGGAGUUUGUGAAGAAGCCCCUGGGAGACUCAUUACAAGUCACAUUUCUCACUCUGUCCUUUAGUUGGUAUUUAAUAUAGUGUAGAUUUUUUGGUUCCAGGAUCAGAUCUAAUCUGUUCUUUAUUUUCUCUGAUAUCUGAUCCCCUUUUCUUUGCUAGUAUCAGCUGAUCAUACCCGGUAUGGGAUCAGUGCCAUCUCUAUUACUUAAGUAUACGCUAUUUGCAAUAUUUUGUGUAAUUGUGUCAGUCAAAUACAGUACAUUUUGAAGAAGUGAAUAUGUUGUAUCUUUGUAUUAGACUACAACUUGAGAAGAAUACAGUAAACACUCGGAGGUAAAGUUAACUUGUGUUUUAACCAGAGCAAGAGAGAGAAACAUAUCAAUGCGCAUGGCUAAUCACCAAUCAGAAAUCAAUGCUAAAGGGAGUGAUUCCACUUAAAGAAAUAGAUCCACUCUAAACACUACAGUCUUUAGUACUGCUGGAACAACCCCAGAUGGAAAAUGAUGGAAAGUGGGGAACGGACACAGAGCUUAUGUUGAACUUCAGGUUAUAAACCACAAUAAUGCCUCCACCUCCGCCAGAUAACCUCGGGAGAGUUAAUACUCCAAAUCCCGCUGGAGUGAUCUGGUUAAAUAGGAUCAUUUUCUUUAUGCCAGGUUUCAGUUACGAACAACAAGUCCAGCUUUUUAUCUGUAAGAAAAUCCGAUAAAAGCAGUGCCUUGUUAUUCACAGACCACGCUUUGAAUAAUGCGGCAUAAGCCAGGCUCUGAAGCGGCAGUGGUUUAAUCUCCACGUGCGGAACCGAUAUUAAAUUACUGUGAUCAACACCAGUAUGGAACAGUUUGUUGCUCUUACGUCAACCGGUAAAGAUGUUAGGAGAGGAUGAGACAGCAAAACUGCGUCUCAAAUAUGGACAUACAGUGAGGGAAAGAAGUAUUUGAUCCCCUGCUGAUUUUGUACGUUUGCCACUGACAAAGAAAUGAUCAGUCUAUAAUUUUAAUGGUUGGUUUAUUUGAACAGUGAGAGACAGAAUAACAACAAAAAAAUCCAGAAAAAUGCAUGUCAAAAAUGUUAUAAAUUGAUUUGCAUUUUAAUGAGGGAAAAAAGUAUUUGACCCCCUUGCAAAACAUGACUAGGUACUUGGUGGCAAAACCCUUGUUGGCAAUCACAGAGGUCAGACGUUUCUUGUAGUUGGCCACCAGGUUUGCACACAUCUCAGGAGGGAUUUUGUCCCACUCCUCUUUGCAGAUCUUCUCCAAGUCAUUAAGGUUUCGAGGCUGACGUUUGGCAACUAGAACCUUCAGCUCCCUCUAUGGGAUUUUCUGUGAGGAUUAAGGUCUGGAGACUGGCUAGGCCAUUCCAGGACCUUAAUGUGCUUCUUCUUGAGCCACUCCUUUGUUUUCCUUGGCCGUAUGUUUUGGGUCAUUGUCAUGGUGGAAUACCCAUCCACGACCCAUUUUCAAUGCCCUGGCUGAGGGAAGGAGGUUCUCACCCAAGAUUUGACGGUACAUGGCCCCGUCCAUUGUCCCUUUGAUGCGGUGAAGUUGUCCUGUCCCCUUAGCAGAAAAACACCCCCAAAGCAUAAUGUUUCCACCUCCAUGUUUGACGGUGGGGAUGGUGUUCUUGGGGUCAUAGGCAGCAUUCUUCCUCCUCCAAACACGGCAAGUUGAGUUGAUGCCAAAGAGCUCCAUUUUGGUCUCAUCUGACCACAACACUUUCACCCAGUUGUCCUCUGAAUCAUUCAGAUGUUCAUUGGCAAACUUCAUCAGGCAUGUAUAUGUGCUUUCUUGAGCAGGGGGACCUUGCGGGUGCUGCAGGAUUUCAGUCCUUCACGGCAUAGUGUGUUACCAAUUGUUUUCUUGGUGACUAUGGUCCCAGCUGUCUUGAGAUCAUUGACAAGAUCCUCCCGUGUAGUUCUGGGCUGAUUCCUCACUGUUCUCAUGAUUAUUGCAACUCCACGAGGUGAGAUCUUGCAUGGAGCCCCAGGCCGAGGGAGAUUGACAGUUCUUUUGUGUUUCUUCCAUUUACGAAUAUUCGCAUCAACUGUUGUCACCUUCUCACCAAGCUGCUUGGCAAUGGUCUUGUAGCCCAGUCCAGACUUGUGUAGGUCUACAAUCUUGUCCCUGACAUCCUUGGAGAGCUCUUUGGUCUUGGCCAUGGUGGAGAGUUUGGAAUCUGAUUGAUUGAUUGUUUCUGGCUCCCAGGUGUCUUUUAUACAGGUAACAAACUGAUAUUAUGAGCACUCCCUUUAAGAGUGUGCUCCUAAUCUCAGCUCGUUACCUGUAUAAAAGACACCUGGGAGCCAGAAAUCUUUCUGAUUGAGAGGGGGUCAAAUACUUAUUUCCUGACCUCUGUGAUUGCCAACAAGGGUUUUGCCACCAAGUACCAAGUCAUGUUUUGCAAGGGGGUUAAAUACUUAUUUCCCUCUUUAAAAUGCAAAUCAAUUUAUAACAUUUUCAACAUGCGUUUUUCUGGAUUUUCUUGUUGUUAUUCUGUCUCUCACUGUUCAAAUAAACCUACCAUUAAAAUUAUAGACUGAUCAUUUCUUUGUCAGUGGGCAAACGUACAAAAUCAGCAGGGGAUCAAAUACUUCUUUCUCUCACUGUAUGGUUUAGGACGUAGCACUCCAGCGUCUCAACAGAGUUUGUAAAAGUCUUUGGCUAGACAAUAAUAGCUCUGUUUUAAAUUCAGAAGCUGGCGUGUAGUGUACCUUAAGGCCAUGGUCAUUAAGUGCACACUCACAGCUGGACCGAGGUGUUGAUACUCCGGUGCGUACUAUGAGCACAAAGUCGUACAAUCCUCAUACUCUGCCCGACUGAGGCGUUGAUUCCCCGUUGCAUGCUGCAGGUUAUUCCAGGUGGAACACAGGAGUGAAAACAACCAUGGGCAUAACCACACAUUCUUUGUCGGGUCGGGUCAUGUCCCCCCCCAAUGUUGAGGAAAUACCAAUCUGUCCCCCCAAUAUACAGGAGAAAAUAUUUUCUAUGUCGUCCUUUAAUGAACCCUGCCAACGUAUCUGUCUUUUCUUCAUCUGUUCUAUUUAUUUAUGUCUAUUCCUUUUUAAUAUAUUUCCAAUUGUACACUUGGUUGCGCCCAUACUCAACGCAAGUUCGUUGAUAUAUUUUAGCAGCUCAGUCUGUAAGAAAUGAAGACAGCAGCCAAGUGUAGAAAAGUGCAACAGAACAUACAAGCUUUUUUCACAGAGUAAGUAACUAGAUACCUAAAUAGUAGGUAACCUUAGCUUAGUAUAGAAGGCAUCAUACCAGGGCUUGGUUUGUUCUGAAGAGCGUCAAUUAACUUUUGAUAUUUUCACACCCAGGAAGUAGGCUAGGCUAACGUCAGUUCCAGUUUUUGACCAUUAAUGUUACAUUCACUUGCAUAUCCUCCUGCCGAGUUCAUUGUGAACCCUCACGUUGUGACAAACUGUUAUAAUUGCGAGUGAAAGUGAGGAAAGUUGCACAGAAUUUUGUUCAUUUACACUACAUUUGGGCUAAGGACAACUAAGUGAUUUUACAAAUAUAAGGCUCAGCAUAAUGCUGAGAUGUGCUAGCUUGGCAACGAGAGAUAGGGAACUAUCGUCUGAGUUGUGGCCAUAUUGCAGUUAUCCAUUCAGAACUAGUUAUGGCAGUUUGUCUUUAGAAUUAAGAAAAGAAAACUCCAGUACCCUUUACAUAGCUAACGUUUCAGGUUACCACUAUAUAUUGUUGUACACUUUGUACACUUAUUACAUAGCAAGCUAAACAGCAUGAUGACAUUAACAUAAUAAAUGACACCAGUUACACAAACAGAAUAUCCAGUUUAUCAAAUUAAAAUAAUCAUCUAAGUCAGUCAUUGCUCUUCUGGGAAAAUAAUGGUACCUGGUCACAAUGCAGGCAGCACAGCAUUGCUUAGAAGCAUCCGUGGGGAAAUUGUAUUUACAACAUACAGUAUCUCAUAAAAGUGAGUACACCCCUCACAUUUUUGUAAAUAUUUGGUUAUAUCUUUUAAUGUGACAACACUGAAGAAAUGACACUUUGCUACAAUGUAAAGUAGAGAGUGUACAGCUUGUAUCACAGUGUAAAUUUGCUUUUCCCUCAAAAUAACUCAACACACAGCCAUUAAUGUCUAAACCGCUGGCAACAAAAGUGAGUACACCCCUAAGUGAAAAUGUCCAAAUUGGGUCCAAUUAAACAUUUUCCCUCCCUGGUGUCAUGUGACUUGUUAGUGUUACAAGGUCUCAGGUGUGAAUGGGGAGCAGGUGUGUUAAAUUUGGUGUCCUCGCUCUCACACUCCCUCAUACUGGUCACUGGAAGUUCAACAUGGAACCUCAUGGCAAAGAACUUUCUAAGGAUCUGAAAAAAAAUUCUUGCUCUACAUAAAGAUGGCCUAGGCUAUAAGGCUAUGGCCCAGUGUCCAUACUAUGGUUACGCCCUUGACCACCAGUACAGUACAGUACCAUCUAGGAGGUCAGAUUUUGACUGCCCCGCAUGCCUUAAGGUAGUGGUCACCAAACCUGUUCAAUAAAAACAGCAUUUUGCUAUUUUUGCUAAGACUAACCCUGGGUUUUAUAUGGCACAAUAAGUUAUAUGUGUAAUAUAAAGGUAUAUCAUUAAUAAUAUAUAUGCUAUAAAAAAAUAAACAAAUACUUUAUCUAUACUGUAUCCUAACACUACAAUAAACUAGAUAUCCUGUGUAGUAGAAGAUUAUACACUUAGUAGAAUCUUAUACAGUUGCCCAGGUCAUGCACUUUUUAGACGGUCUCUUAUUGACUCCAUUACUAUAAAGCGCGGAUGACCUGCGUUUCCGAAAAAUUGGCUUCCACGGGCUUUAACCUGUGUUCGUAGAAGUAAGCCCAAGUGGUGAGAAAAUGUAUAGCCUACAGCUAAAUAGUGAAAUUAAAUAAUGUACUUAUCAGUGUCUCAGGGUUAAACUGAACUCACUAAGGUCUUAAAAUGAUAGAAAGGAACUGUUGCGUGUGGUUGCUGAUUUUUUUUCUGAAGUUCACAGAAAGCAAGUGAGUUUUUGAUCAACUACAGGUAGUGAGGUUUGUGACGUGUUUAAAACGUCACCAUUAUUAAAUACGUGGCCAAUGAGCUAUCUCCCUACCAUAGUAUAUAAGCUUGUUGUUUAUGCCUCAUGGAGUGUGUCAUGGUCAAAAACCAGCCCCUUCCUUUCGUUGCUAUGGACUACGGAGGAAUGUGUUUUUAAGCUGUUUGAUGCUAGUGUUGUCCAGUCAUAUCAUGCGAUGUACUUCUUUAUUGUGACGUUGGGCUAUCGUGUGUGUGUGUGUGUGUGUGUGUGUGUGUGUGUGCAUGUGCGCUGCUCACUCUCAGUGCGGUGUGCCAUCAGGGCUUCCCCCUGUGCAGCAUGGCAGUUUAAGUAGCCCAGGUCGGAGCACCAGAUGUUGCUGUUGUAGCUAUUAAAGAAGCUAUCAUAUGAUUUCUGUAAGUGCCAUCAUGAGUAUUAUGUCAUCGGGUCACUGUAGGUAAAUUGUUAUUUUUUUUAAUAAGAGCUAAAUGAUCUACUAUGCUUCCCAAAUUGACAUUUUAACAUGUUUGUUGUUCUUAGGGUGCUUUUUUUUUGCAUGUGUCUAAUGCCCACGUUGGUGGGAAGGUUCCUCCCCUUUUUUUUGCCGUAUUGGUAUUAAUUUUUGUUCCUUUGCUUUAUUUUUUGUGGGCACAGCUUUGUGCUGGUUAUUGUCACUAGCUCAGUUUUCUUGAGUACGACUGUGUUGUAACAGUCUUUAUCAAUCGUGCUGAUACCACCAUGUAGUGAGUUUGGUCAGCUGUUGCUGUCCUUCUUGCCUGCCCUUCAUACAGGAAGUCUCAGUCGUCCUAUGAUGAUUAUUGUUAAUUCCUUCUUGUAUUUUUUUAAUUCGACCAAUGACUGUUGAUUGUGUUGGUUUCUGGUUUUAAAUCAUUCUUGGCCAGUUUUUUUUUAUUUUUUUUUAGCUUUAGUAAAAAAUAUUUUUGUAUGGAAACCCAUGCCUCUUGCCUUUUCUAAGUGGAUUAUAGUUGUGUGCCUUUGUUUGGGUUGUUUUCCCCGCUUCCUCAGGCUGACGUAGUCAUUACAAGCGAGUCACUUGCUACAUACAUUUCAAUGCAGCAUUCACGUGGCAGUGGAGGGUGUGGUCAAGCUGUGACGGAGUUGUGGACUGGGGUUCUACAAGUCAUUUCACUCCGUCAGCACUGUGUAUCAUUUAUCAUUCAUCUUUAUUAAGUGCUUUAUCCUGGUCAGGGUCACGGUGGACCUGGAGACUAUUCCUGGAAAACUUUUGAACAAUUGUAUAAUUCACAAUAAACUUAUCAAUGCCCUCUUCGGUCCCAAUGGACCUGUACACAGUCUUCCCAUAAGCGGCAAGGAAUUCCCAGGGAUCUAUGAGCCUA